AUGAAGCAGCUUCGGACGUUGCGGGACUUCUUCAAGGGCGACUCGUGCUUUCUCAAGCUGACGGAAGACAUCUUGGUCCAGAUCCUAGUUGAUGGUCAGCUGUCAGUCAGAGACAUCGCCAGGUUUGCUGCAUCUGGAAGGUCAUGCCGCAAGUUUGUUAACGGGUCCGCUCGUCUUUGGCUGGAGCUUCUGAGACGGGACUUUCCGAAAGAUGAAGUUUCAAAUGUGUUCCAGGAACACGUCAGAAGCCUGCAGGGUUUGUUCAAAAAGAGGGACAAAGCGGCGCUGUUGCCAAUACUAGAGACACCGACGGCAAAGGCCCUUUCUGUGCGACAACCCACAACUAUCUGCCGCCAACUGACGCCCCCGAUGACGACACAAGGUCACUUGGUCGCCCUUUUCUGGCUGACGUCAUUGGUUUUGCUGUGCCCGGUGGUUGUGUCUCAACCUCAGACGGCCGUAACUCUCUGUUCCGGCCAAGCCGGUGCCUGCGUGGCCCGCAACGGCAACCUUCCCGAGUUCCCAUGGGACGCCCGGUGCGCGUGCUUAACCAAGGUGGUCAACCUAACCCUCGUUGAACAGGGCAUCACGCGCCUGCCGGUAACGUGGGCCUCCCCGGGGGCUUUCCCUGAGCUGCGGCUCCUCAACCUCACCUCCAACAGCAUCGCGGAGCUUCCCGUCGGGUGGGGUGCGCCGGGCGCGUUUCCCAAGCUUGCGCAGCUGUGGGUCAGUUACAACCGGGUGCAAAUGCUCCCCAUGGAGUGGGGUAUUAACGGAGCGUUUCCCACGCUUGUCGAGCUGCGGCUCGGGACAAACGAGAUUACUUCCCUGCCCGAUGCGCCGGCAGGCUCCUUGCCCUUCUUCCCCACGCUUCAGACGUUGACCUUUCCGAGGAACCGGAUCACUGGGAGCCUGCCCGCGUCAUGGGGCCGACGGGGGGCCUUUUCCCAGCUCCAGCAGCUGUACUUGGCUUACAACCGCAUUUCGGCGAUCCCCGCAUCGUGGGGCGUCUCGGGUUCAUUUCCGCAGCUCCUAGAUUUGGACCUGGACGACAACGGAAUCUCCGCGCUUCCGGAAACCUGGGGUACUGGCGGCGGGUUUCCCAAACUCGAGUCCCUCACAUUGGACCAAAACCGGAUCGCCGCGUUUCCUGCUUCUUGGACAACCAACACCACCGUGACGUUCCCGUCCCUGCAGCUGCUGACGGUGGCUGACAACCAGCUGACGUCACUGCCCGACAAUUGGGGAAGCCCGUCCGCGCUCCGUUCGCUGCAGAUACUGUCGCUAGACGGGAACCGCAUCGCAGCCCUGCCGAGUGCUUGGGGGAUCCCCCUUCGGUUUCCGCUGCUCGGGGAGCUGUUUCUUUCGCGGAACGCGAUCGCAGCGGUGCCCGCCACGUGGACCACUCCGGGCGCGUUCCCGCUCCUCCAGAACCUCGUGCUGGACAACAACCGGCUGACGGAGGCUCCGGCGGUCAGUUCCGGUGCCACGUGGCGAUUCCUGAUCUCCCUGUCCCUGAGCGGAAACCGGAUCGCCGAGCUGCCGGCAAGCUGGGGCGCGCGUGGGGUGUUCCUCAGCCUCCUGAAUCUAGAUUUAGGGAAUAACAGCCUAACCCGGCUGCCUCCCGCUUGGCCCAGCCCAACCGCUUUCGCAAGUUUGUCUAAUCUAGACAUCUCGGGAGGGCAGCUGGAGAGCUUGCCCGACGCGUGGUUCGCGAACGGCUCCCUCUCCGAUUUGUUCGUUCUCGACGCGUCGGGGAACCGUAUCUCUGCGCUCCCGAGCGCGUGGGGGAUCCCUGGAAGAGUGUGCAACGUGGUCGACUUAAAUCUGGCGGACAACAAAAUCGCCGCACUGCCCCCGAACUGGGGACUGAACGACACGUUCCCCUACCUUUUCAAGUGGAAUUUGAGCAACAACCAGAUGGAGGAGCUUCCGGCGUCCUUUAGCGACGGGCGAUUUGACAUACUGUGGUCCCUGGACUUGGCGGGCAAUAGGAUUCGCACGUUGCCGACCGAGUGGGGCUUUGAUGGCGCCUUCCGAACGCUAGUUGCGCUCAACGUCAGCCGCAACAACGUCACGAAGAUUCCCGAUAGCUGGGCGGUUCAAAAGUCGGGGAACCGCUCCUUCGCGAUCCUGGACGAGCUCAAGCUUUCGGACACGCCUGCACUCGCUGGCAGAAAGCUCGAGUCCGUCCUCCCGGGGUUUUGGACCAAGUGCAUUGAGUCCGGCGCCUACGGAUGCGCCGUCAACUUCCUCGGUAGCAACCUGAGCACCCACGUGUCGGCUGACGUCAAGCGCCAAGUCUGCUUCGGCAACAUCACGGUUCUCUUCCGCGGUCCGCCGGGAUACGAGCUUCCCCGGCGACCCAGCAAAGCUGUCGGCGGCGGACUCGUGCCCAUCGUCCAGUUUGACGAAAUCGAUCUGGGCCCCGAGGGGGUCCAUUUGACGGGGCUCCGGUUCCCCCCGCGCCCGGGCAACCUGUGCCGCAACGCGCGCGCCGCGCUCGUGAUCGGCCUCAUGUGGGGGGGCACCGGAGGGGCCCUUCUGUUGGGCGUGAUCGUCCUGCGCGUGCGGCACGCGUUCAAGUCGUUCGAGGCCCCCGCCUCGGGGGGCGCGCGCGCGCACAGCUGGCACAAGGGCGCGCGCUUGUUCCUUUUCGGGCUCGGCGGCGCGGCGUGGCACGUGGUCGACUUAGCGCUCGACGCGCGCGUGCUGCGCGACGUGUGGAUCCAGCCGCUCGACACGUGGGUCAAGUGGGUCCUGCUCGCGUUCAUCGUUGCGCAAUACGCUAUCGCGGGGCUGUUCCUCGGGGCGUCGUGGUGGGCCGGCGCGUGGCGCUCGCCGCGCGGCGCGGCCGCGAAGCCGCGCGCCAACCGGUCACCCGUCGGUUUCCAUUGGUGGCUCGUGGCAGAUUACACAUACUCCCACACAGACGCCCCGGCUUCGGUCAGCAUUACGCAAUUCUGCUGGGCGGUUGCCACGUGGCCGUUCGCGGCCGCGGCCGCGGUUAUCUUAGACGCGGCCGCGAUCGUCCUCCGGCUUGGCGUGCAUCCGGUGGUUGGGGGGAAGGUCGUUUCGCUGGACGCGUAUGUUGCGGCGCGGGGCCUUAUCGAGGAGCUGUUUGAGGCCGUUCCGCAGGCGAUUCUGCAGAGCGCGCUGUAUUUGCUCGGCAACUCCGCGGCGACUAACUAUUACAUCGACGACGCGAUCUUCAUCCCGUCGCUCGUAUGGAGUCUGAUGUCGCUUCUAAAGUGCCUUCUGGGCAAGUAUAGGGACGCACUGGCCAUAGGCAGUUUCGCCCCCAAAGCAGUGUGGCACGAGCUCAGGAACAUGUGCCCCUUGUUUAUCGACCGUGCUGACGCGCGCGCACAGGAGGCGAACGCUGACGAAGGCGACUCGGAGCUGAAGGAUUUAUAUCCUUGAUAGUCUUGCUUGACGGGCUGCUUACGAAUUAGCGGGGGACGUAGUAAAUUCAAGGGAGCCUGCAUGAUUGAUGUGCGGUCGACAGAACACGGGAGAUGAUGCUUGACAGGAAAGUUGACCUAUAAGAUUGCUGGCCUGGUACGAAUGAGUGGUUCCAAGUUGAAAAGGCACGAAUUGUAAGAUGAACGGGGAACAGAUGAUUGUCGUUGUCAGUGUUGCAUAAUCCGAUCCCAUCCGAUCGUUUCUAGUCCAUUUUGUUGCGUGAGCAAGUCUUAUUCCACACUCUUAUCCUCUUCGAUC
Molecule: messenger RNA, 3723 nt
Organism: Klebsormidium nitens
Lineage: Eukaryota; Viridiplantae; Streptophyta; Klebsormidiophyceae; Klebsormidiales; Klebsormidiaceae
Source: the annotation of a GenBank genome assembly